UAGAUAUGUUAAUGACGAUUUUAUUAUAUAUGGAAAAAACUGAUUUUUAAUAUCGAACAGUGUCAUACUGCAAGUUUUCCUUUUAAUUUGUUCCCGAGACUCGGAGGAAAUUAAACAAAGCACCGAUCCCUGCCGUGUCCCUUUGUGUUUGAUGAUGGCGGCUCCGGAGGAUGAAUCUUCCGCUCAGUCUCAAUCAUCCUCUGCCACUGCCGCUCCUACCCCUCCUCCGUCGUCUUCCCCUUCCUCCGCCGGGGAUCAUUACCUCGCCAAGUGCGUCCUCCGCCCCAGCGUCGUUCUCCAGGUUGCAUAUGGCUACUUCCGCUCUCGUUCCUCCCGCGACAUAGUUUUCGGAAAGGAAACCUGCAUAGAAUUGGUGGUUAUUGGUGAAGACGGGAUCGUUGAAUCUGUGUGUGAACAGAAUGUGUUCGGAACAAUUAAGGAUUUGGCUGUCAUACCUCAGAGUAAUAAACUAUAUUCAAAUAGUUUCCAGAUGGGAAAAGACCUCUUGGCUGUUCUUUCUGAUUCUGGGAAGCUCUCAUUUCUCUCAUUUAGCAAUGAAAUGCACAGGUUCUCGCCCAUACAACAUGUUCAACUUUCUAGUCCAGGGAACUCAAGGAUUCAACUUGGAAAAAUGCUUACUGUAGAUUCCAGGCAAGUUUUCAUGCUAGUUUCUAUAAACCAUGGUUUUAUUACUGGUCUCUUUCUUGCUGUCAGCGCGUAUCAUGAUUCUUUUGCUCUGUUUUCCCUCUCAACGUCGUCUAUGGGUGAUAUAAUUCGCAAGAGGAUUUGCUAUCCUUCUGAAGACGGAGGGAAUGGAAGCUCUUUAGAAGCAAUAUCUGGUACUAUUUGGAGCAUGUGUUUCAUUUCUAAAGAUGUAAAUGAAUCCAAGGAGUAUGAUCCUGUUCUUGCCGUUGUUUUAAAUAGGAAAGGGGCUCCCCUGAAUGAACUGGUUUUGUUUAGAUGGAAUGUCAAAGACGAGUCCAUUUGUUUCGUAUCACAGUAUGUUGAAGCUGGGGCACUAGCACAUAGUAUUGUUGAAGUUCCUCACUCCUCUGGAUUCGCCUUUCUGUUCAGGAUCGGUGAUGCGCUCUUAAUGGAUCUUAGAGAUCCUCAAUACCCUUGCUCUUUGUUUAGGACAUGUUUAGAUCGUGUUCCUGCUUCAUUAAUGGAAGAGCAUUUUGUUGAAGAGUCGUGUAGAGUACAAGAUGGUGACGAUGAGGGUCUUUUUAAUGUUGCUGCAUGUGCUUUGUUAGAGCUCAGGGAUUAUGAUCCCAUGUUGUUAGAUACUGAAAGUGACAUUGGGAAGUUGAGCUCUAAGCAUGUCUCUUCUUGGACUUGGGAGCCGGAAAAUAAUCAUAAUCCCAGGAUGAUUAUUGGCUUAGAUGAUGGUGAAUUUUUCAUGUUUGAACUCUUAUAUGAAGAUGAUGGGGUUAAAGUUAAUCUAUCAGAGUGUUUAUACAAAGGCUUACCAUGCAAGGAAAUUUUGUGGGUCGAAGGUGGGUUCCUGGCUACGUUCGCUGAAAUGGCAGAUGGAACGGUUUUCAAAUUGGGAACUGAUAAGCAACAUUGGAUGAGGAUGAGUUCUAUACAAAAUAUUGCUCCGAUCUUGGAUAUUUCGGUUGUGGAUGUCCAGAAUGAGAAACAAGACCAAAUGUUUGCUUGCUGUGGUGUAACGCCUGAAGGCUCUUUAAGAAUUAUUCGUAGUGGCAUUAAUGUAGAAAAACUUGUGAAAACCGCACCUGUUUAUCAAGGAAUAACUGGUACUUGGACUGCUAAAAUGAAGCUUACUGAUGUGUACCAUUCAUUUCUUGUUCUGUCAUUUGUUGAGGAGACGAGGGUAUUAUCAGUUGGAUUAAGUUUUAAAGAUGUCACUGAUUCAGUUGGUUUCCAGCCUGAUGUUUGCACCUUGGCAUGUGGGCUUGUUGCCGAUGGUUUGCUGGUUCAGAUUCACCAAGAUGCAAUAAGGCUGUGCAUGCCCACCAUGGAUGCCCAUUCUGAUGGUAUUUCUGACUCUUCACCGUUUUUCUCCUCUUGGUUUCCAGAUAAUGUCAGUAUCAGCUUGGGGGCAGUUGGUAAAGAUCUGAUAGUUGUCUCUACGUCUAACCCUUGUUUCCUGUCUAUUCUUGGGGUCAAAUCACUAUCAAGACAAUGCUGCGAAAUCUAUGAAAUUCAACGCGUAACAUUGCAGUAUGAAGUUUCCUGCAUCUCAAUUCCUCAAAGAUAUAUUGGGAAAAAGAGGUCCCGUGCUGCCGCCCUGGAUAAUAGUUGCAAAGCUGCGAUUCCUUCUGGUAUGGAGCGAGGCUAUACGUUUUUGAUUGGCACACAUAAGCCUUCAGUUGAGGUCAUCUCCUUCUCAGAAGAUGGUGUUCGAGUUCUUGCUUCUGGUUUGGUAUCGCUAACAAACUCAUUGGGAACUGCUAUUAGUGGAUGUAUUCCUCAAGACGUAAGGCUCGUGUUAGUGGAUCAAGUUUAUGUCCUUUCUGGGUUGAGAAAUGGAAUGCUGCUCCGUUUUGAGUGGCCUCCCUUUUCACAUUCAUCCGGGUUGAACUGCCCAGAUUAUAGUAGUCACUGUAAAGAAGAGAUGGACAUGGUUGUGGGUGAAAGAGACAAUUUACCCGUCAACCUUGUGUUAAUUGCUACCCGACGCAUCGGCAUCACACCUGUUUUUCUGGUUCCGUUCAGUGACUCACUGGAUUCAGACAUCAUAGCUCUUAGUGACAGGCCAUGGUUGUUACAAACAGCUCGACAAAGUCUUUCUUAUACUUCCAUUGCAUUCCAACCAUCUACUCAUGCAACACCUGUAUGCUCCUCUGAAUGCCCUCAAGGAAUUCUUUUCGUUGCAGAGAACUGUUUACAUCUGGUGGAGAUGGUGCACAGCAAACGGCUUAAUGCGCAAAAGUUUCACCUUGGAGGCACUCCACGAAAGGUUCUCUACCAUAGUGAAAGCAAACUAUUGAUUGUGAUGAGAACUGAUUUGUAUGAUGCAUGUGCGUCUGAUAUAUGCUGUGUGGACCCGCUCAGUGGGUCAGUGUUGUCAUCCUACAAGCUCAAACCUGGAGAAACUGGAAAGUCAAUGGAGCUUCUACGUGUGGGGAAUGAGCAGAUCCUUGUGGUGGGGACGAGUCUGUCUUCUGGUCCUGCUAUACUACCUAGUGGUGAAGCUGAAAGUACAAAAGGACGAUUAAUCAUUCUCUGCCUAGAACACAUUCAAAACUCGGAUAGUGGCUCAAUGACAAUUUGUUCAAAGGCUGGUUCAUCUUCCCAGCGUACAUCACCUUUUCGUGAUGUUGCGGGAUAUACAACAGAACAACUAUCAAGCGGUAGUCUUUGCAGCAGUCCAGAUGAUAACAGCUAUGAUGGAAUCAAACUUGAUGAAGCUGAAACAUGGCAGUUAAGAUUGGCCUCUGCAACCACUUGGCCCGGAAUGGUACUUGCGAUCUGUCCGUACCUUGAUCAUUACUUCCUAGCCUCUGCUGGCAAUGCUUUCUAUGUAUGUGGAUUUCCGAACGAUAGUCCUGAGAAAAUGAAGAGGUUUGCGGUGGGAAGGACUCGUUUCAUGAUAACAUCUCUACGCACAUACUUCACUCGAAUUGUUGUUGGGGAUUGCCGUGACGGUGUUCUAUUUUAUUCUUAUCACGAGGAUGUGAAGAAACUUCAGCAAAUAUAUUGUGAUCCAGCGCAGAGGUUAGUUGCUGAUUGCUUUCUAAUGGAUGCCAAUUCUGUUGCUGUAUCGGAUCGCAAGGGGAGUAUAGCUAUCCUGUCUUGUAAAGAUCACUCAGACUUUGAAUAUUCAAGUCCGGAGUCCAAUUUGAAUCUAAACUGUGCUUAUUACAUGGGUGAGAUUGCCAUGGCUAUCAAAAAGGGUUGCAACAUUUACAAACUUCCAGCUGAUGAUGUACUGCGAAGUUAUGGUCUUAGUAAAAGUAUUGAAGCGGGUGAUGACACUAUCAUAGCGGGCACGCUAUUGGGAAGCAUAUAUGUCUUUUCCCCUAUUUCAAGGGAGGAAUAUGAGCUCCUAGAAGCUGUUCAAGCAAAGCUCGUGGUCCAUCCGCUUACUGCUCCUGUUCUUGGUAAUGAUCAUGAGGAGUUCCGAGGUCGAGAGAAUCCGUCCCAAGCAACAAAGAUAUUGGACGGUGACAUGCUUGCUCAGUUCUUGGAGCUUACAAAUAGGCAGCAGGAGUCAGUUUUAUCGACACCUCAUCCAUCACCAAGCACAUCAAAAGCAAGUUUAAAACAACGUUCAACUCCGCCGCCUCUCAUGCUACACCAAGUGGUACAGUUGCUCGAGCGUGUGCAUUACGCUUUGCAUUAGGUCAUCCUCUUCACAGUCCCCUCUCUUCCCGAGGCUUGCAACUUAUAAAGCAUGUCAGCUCCACUAUUGAUGGUUUCGAUGAUUCGGCCUGGAUGCAAAGAGUUGGAAAAUAUCCAGUAUCCAGAGUCUUAGGAGCUGCCUUGUGUCUUGAGGGCAGAUGAGUUUAACGACUAAUCCUUAUUCUCUCUCUCUCCAUCAUUUUGUAGAGGAUUACUUCCCUAUGUACAGAAGUUGAGAUGUGGGUAUCAUCAUUGUGUAUAGAAAGAAUAACCAAUUUUUUUUUUAUGUUACUUAAAAGUAAAGGGAUGCAAAUGAAUUAUUGAUAUUAAAGGAUGUGUUUGGAUUAGCAUACUAUUUUUAUUAUUUUUAAAUAUGGGAAACUUGUGUCGAUCACAAGGCUUCCUUUGAUGGGCCAGGGUCUACAAUAGUUUGAUGGUUUCUUAUAUCUAGACCAAAACCAUUGAUGUUGGAGCUGGUUCGUCAACCGAUA
Molecule: messenger RNA, 4802 nt
Organism: Thlaspi arvense
Lineage: Eukaryota; Viridiplantae; Streptophyta; Magnoliopsida; Brassicales; Brassicaceae
Source: the annotation of a GenBank genome assembly